GUACGUAAACAUAACAGGUAAAAAACACGUGCAUCGUGACCAUCACUAUCAAUAUAUAAAGUAAUUUUUCCUUCUGGAACGUAUCAUUUUGUUCAUUCGUUUCCAACGAAAAAGAACUAAAAUGAUACAUAAAGUGGCACUACUGUUCCUCACUCUUGCCAUUUAUGUAGAAGCAACUUGCGAUAAGGAGAUCCAACGUCCGCUUGAAUGGACAGGAGGUUCCUUCGAAUGGCCAACUCCUUCCACCAAAGCCCUGUACCAAGCUUCAGGUCGUUUCAUAGGCAAGAAUGUUAUAGCCACCAGGGCCCAAAUCUACAAGGAUGAUGUUAUCCUCGCAUUCCCAAGGUACAAACCUGGCACCCCAGUCACAUUGGGCAGAGUUUCUCUGAAGCAAAGAACUUGUGAAGCCAUAAUCUCACCCUAUCCUUGCUGGUCCACUCAAGAAGAAGGAAACUGUGGUGCUCUGCAGUCCAUCGUUGACAUUUUCGUCGACCCCAAUGACAUUUUGUGGGUUUUGGAUGUUGGUGUCGUCAAUACUUUAUCAUGCCCUGUUCGCAAGUGCCCUCCAAAAGUUGUAGCUUUCAAUUUGAAAACAAACAGACAAGUUAAAGUACUGGAUUUAUCUGGUUUAGUAGCGCAAGCUUCCAGAUUGCAAUACUUGGCUGUUGAAUAUGCUCCGGAUGGUAGACCUUAUGUAUACAUCAGUGAUGCUGCCACUAGAUCUUUGUUGGUAUUCGAUGUAGCUGGAAAUAGAGGAUACAGAGUUGUGCUUCCUAAAGCUGUCGUUGGCACUGGACGUAGAGACGUCUUAUACAUAGCCCUGGUUCAAAAGGGAUGUGGAAAUAACUUUAUCAUCUUCUCCUAUCUUUCAUCACCCAGAGUUUUCUCCAUUCGUACGGACUACUUGAGAGCAGGAUGUGCUUCAGGAAAAAUUCAAGAUGUUGGUUUGAAACCAAAUAGAUUAGUAUUUUUGGGAACUGAUUUGGGAUCCGCAAUAUUCUUCAGAUACGAAGGUCAACCUGAAAUCUACAGAUGGGACACCAAUACCCCGUUCCUUCCUGUGAGUUUCGUCUUGGUUUACAAAUCCGAUAACUGCUUUUUAUCCACUCAAGCUAUAGCUGAUGUCAAAAGAGAAAGGAUGCGUGUCUUGGAAAGUAACUUCCCUGAUUAUGUAGAGAACACUGUAGGAUGUGGAGCCAACCAAAAAAUUAGCUUGAUGACUGGUUGCUUGUAAUCAGUAACAGCUAUAGAAUAUUGUCUGUGAUAAAUAUAUUUUCAUUACAAACA
Messenger RNA from Coccinella septempunctata (seven-spotted ladybird), 1287 nucleotides. RefSeq names its product protein yellow (gene yellow-g2). Gene Ontology annotation, cellular component: extracellular region. The record is from RefSeq and is a predicted model, not a curated record. NCBI's taxonomy places the organism in Eukaryota, Metazoa, Arthropoda, Insecta, Coleoptera, Coccinellidae. The coding region runs from base 122 to 1234 and encodes 370 amino acids. The transcript is spliced from 2 exons.